GGAAUAUCAAACAGAUGAUUAAAUUGACUCAAGAACAUAUAGAGGCACUGCUAGACAAAUUUGGAGGAGAGCAUAACCCACCAUCGAUAUAUUUAGAGGCCUACGAAGAGUACACCAGCAAGCUUGAUGCUCUACAGCAGAGAGAACAGCAGUUACUGGAGUCCAUGGGGAAUGGAACUGAUUUCUCUGUCUCCAGUUCAGCUUCAACAGACACAGUUGCAUCAUCUUCCUCCUCUAGCCUCUCUGUAGCACCUUCAUCCCUUUCAGUUUAUCAAAACCCUGCUGAUAUGUCACGGAAUAACCCCAAGUCUCCACAGAAGCCUAUUGUUAGAGUCUUCCUGCCCAACAAGCAAAGGACUGUGGUUCCAGCAAGAUGUGGAGUGACAGUCCGAGACAGCCUAAAGAAAGCACUGAUGAUGAGAGGUCUUAUUCCAGAAUGCUGUGCCGUUUACAGAAUACAAGAUGGAGAGAAGAAGCCAAUUGGCUGGGACACAGACAUUUCCUGGCUCACGGGAGAGGAGCUGCAUGUGGAAGUCUUGGAGAAUGUGCCACUCACGACACACAAUUUCGUACGAAAAACGUUCUUCACGUUAGCGUUCUGCGACUUCUGUCGAAAGCUGCUUUUCCAGGGGUUCCGGUGCCAGACGUGUGGCUACAAAUUUCACCAGCGCUGUAGUACAGAAGUGCCACUGAUGUGUGUUAAUUAUGACCAACUUGAUUUGCUGUUUGUCUCCAAGUUCUUUGAACAUCACCCCAUACCACCGGAGGAGGCCUCCUUAGGAGAGACCACCCCAGCAUCUGGAUCGUACCCCUCAGUGCCCCCCUCAGAUUCUGUUGGACCACCAAUUCUCCCUAGUCCUUCUCCUUCAAAAUCCAUUCCAAUCCCACAGCCCCUCCGACCAGCAGAUGAAGACCAUCGGAAUCAGUUUGGGCAACGCGACCGAUCCUCUUCAGCUCCCAAUGUCCACAUCAAUACAAUUGAGCCAGUCAAUAUUGAUGAAUUGAUUAGAGACCAGGGUUUACGAGGAGAGGGAGGCUCAACCACAGGUUUGUCUGCAACACCUCCCGCCUCUUUGCCUGGGUCACUAACCAAUGUGAAAGCGUUACAGAAAUCACCAGGACCCCAGCGGGAAAGGAAAUCAUCCUCAUCCUCAGAAGACAGAAAUAGAAUGAAAACUCUUGGUCGACGGGAUUCAAGUGACGAUUGGGAGAUACCAGAUGGACAGAUCACAGUUGGACAAAGAAUAGGAUCUGGAUCAUUUGGAACAGUCUACAAAGGAAAGUGGCAUGGUGAUGUGGCAGUGAAGAUGUUGAAUGUUACGGCACCCACACCUCAGCAGUUACAGGCUUUCAAAAAUGAAGUAGGAGUGCUCAGGAAAACACGACAUGUGAAUAUCCUGCUUUUCAUGGGUUAUUCAACAAAACCCCAGUUGGCUAUUGUUACACAAUGGUGUGAAGGGUCCAGCUUGUAUCACCAUCUACACAUCAUUGAGACCAAAUUUGAAAUGAUCAAGCUAAUUGAUAUUGCACGACAGACUGCACAAGGCAUGGAUUAUUUGCAUGCCAAGUCAAUCAUCCACAGAGACCUCAAGAGUAAUAACAUAUUUCUUCAUGAAGACCUCACAGUAAAAAUAGGUGAUUUUGGUCUAGCUACAGUGAAAUCACGAUGGAGUGGAUCCCAACAGUUUGAACAGUUGUCUGGAUCUAUUCUAUGGAUGGCACCAGAAGUUAUUAGGAUGCAAGAUAAAAACCCAUAUAGCUUUCAGUCGGAUGUGUAUGCAUUUGGGAUUGUUCUUUAUGAAUUGAUGACUGGACAGUUACCAUACUCAAACAUCAACAACAGGGAUCAGAUAAUUUUUAUGGUGGGACGAGGAUAUCUAUCUCCAGACCUCAGCAAAGUACGGAGCAACUGUCCAAAAGCUAUGAAGAGACUAAUGGCAGAAUGCUUAAAAAAGAAGAGAGAUGAGAGACCCCUUUUUCCACAGAUUCUUGCCUCCAUUGAGCUUCUGGCCCGGUCAUUGCCAAAAAUUCACCGCAGUGCAUCUGAGCCCUCAUUAAACCGGGCUGGCUUCCAGACAGAGGAUUUUAGUCUAUAUGCUUGUGCUUCUCCAAAAACACCCAUCCAAGCAGGGGGAUACGGAGAAUUUGCAGCGUUCAAGUAGCCACAGCACCAUGGCAGCACCCACUCUGUUAUUUAAGUCUUGUGUUCCUACAGUUUCUUAACAU
Molecule: messenger RNA, 2226 nt
Organism: Manacus vitellinus (golden-collared manakin)
Lineage: Eukaryota; Metazoa; Chordata; Aves; Passeriformes; Pipridae
Gene: BRAF
Product: B-Raf proto-oncogene, serine/threonine kinase
Exons: 18
Coding region: 15-2162 (715 amino acids)
Biological process (GO): protein phosphorylation; signal transduction
Cellular component (GO): mitochondrion; plasma membrane; cytosol
Molecular function (GO): ATP binding; protein kinase activity
Source: RefSeq, a predicted model, not a curated record